Messenger RNA from Varanus komodoensis (Komodo dragon), 2472 nucleotides. It is a transcript of the gene EMILIN3, whose product is annotated as elastin microfibril interfacer 3. The transcript is spliced from 4 exons. The record is from RefSeq and is a predicted model, not a curated record. NCBI's taxonomy places the organism in Eukaryota, Metazoa, Chordata, Lepidosauria, Squamata, Varanidae. Bases 1 to 2472 code for a protein of 823 amino acids. Gene Ontology annotation, molecular function: protein binding. Gene Ontology annotation, cellular component: extracellular matrix.
AUGAACCGGGCAAGACGGCUCUUCGGGACAGCUUUCUCUUGCGCGUCUAUCUCCUUGCUCUGCGUCGGGACGCUGGUUCGCCUUACCGAUGCCAAAGGGACCUAUUACCGCCACCCCGUGCCUAUCCCUUACGGCAACAGAUACAACCUCUAUACCUCAGGAUCUAGCCCGCAGCUCACUCCGGGAAAGCCCAUGGGGAAGCACAAGAGCUACUGUGCAUAUGUGGUGCACAAGAAUGUAACAUGCACACUUCAGGAUGGAGUAGAAAGCUAUGUGAAAGCUGAAUACCACAAGUGCAGCUGGGGACCCAAGUGUCCUGGGAAAGUCCUGUAUCACACAUUAUUCAGACCAAGGUACAAGAUUGGCUACAAGACUGUGACUGAAAUAGCUUGGAGAUGCUGCCCUGGAGUCACGGGAGAAGGAUGCCACGACAGUCCAACUGACCAGCCAGGGCUUUUGCCCCUGCACCCCAGCCCCAGGUUGCCUCCUACUCAGAAGAUGUUUCCAAGUCCUAGAGUUCCCCCUCAUCCCAAAAUCCACGCAGAUCCAUUUCCAGGACCAAAGAAGAACCAUUAUGGUCGAAAAAUGCCUAAUUUGUUUGGAGAUAGACUGGACCGGCUAGAGGAAGAAGUCAGGCGGCUCUCACAGUCCUAUGACACCUUACACAAUAUGGUGAAUGGUUUGGGAGACCACUUAAGACUUGCCAUCCAAGAAGACACCAGUAAGAUGAUUGGAUCCCUGAUGAACAGCCCAAGUGUGCCUGAUUCAACCAUGGGAUUUGGAGUCAUUCCUGAUGGAAUUGUGGAUGCAGCAGACAAAGCUGACCUCUCCCCGUAUCCACCAGUGGGUGAAAUCUUAAGCAAAGUAACUGAAGUGAGUGAUGCACUGAAAAUCAAGACUGACCUACUGGAAGAGGUGCAUGGAAUGGUCCUAGACCAUGACGGACAGAUCAAGCACCUGCUGGAGUCAGCCCGGCCUUCACCCCUGACCUCCAUUGAUAUGCUGGAGGAAUAUGUGGACAGCAGACUUAGUAACCUGCGAAUAGAACUCCUGGAUGGCUUUGAGAAGAAACUAGUGAACAUUCAGACUACAUGUGAUUUCCAGAUCAAGGAAGUGCAGCAGCAAUGUGAGGAAGAGAAAGCUGCCAACAUCCGUCUUCAGCAGACCUUGGAUGGCAAAGAACUGGAGAUCAAAAAGGAGAUCUCCCAUUUGGAAACCCAGAUUCAAGGGCUGACAGUUGUGGAAAGCUGCUGUAGCAACUUGAACUACCUCACCAAACGGAUGGAUAUCUUAGAGAAGGGCCUACACAGCAUUUCUGAGUCUCAAAAGAACCUACACUCCAGGAUGGACAAUGAACUUUCCACUGUCACCUUGGGAAGUCUCUUUGAAGGGCGCUUUGAGGACCUUGAAAUCAGGCUGAAUAUCACAGAGAGGGAAGCAGGAAGUUGUUGCUCCAGCAUGGAGGAUAGCAUGAGAAAUUUUCUGGAAUCAGAGCUGGAUGGCACAAGGACUUUAUUUGAUGAUAAAAUGAGAAUCUUGGAGGAGAGAUUCAUGACCAUUGUAGGUGAUGUAAAUAAUGUCAGCACCAUAGUGGGAAUAGAUGGAGAAUCAAUGCCCAUCUUGGAGGGACAGCUGGCUGCCAUUAAGAAAGAAACAGAUGAGAAGAUAGAAGUACUACAGAGCCGGCUGACUACCUUGGAAAGCACAUGCUUACUGGGUUGUGCAUCCACUUCCAAAGAUGUAGAAAACUUUCGUACAGAGAUUGAAGACUGCCAAAGCAAGAACCAGGAUUUACUGCUCAGGAUGGACAGCAACUCUGACCUAUUGCGGAAACUCAAUGCUACCAUUCUGGAAAUCCAGAGACGGAUUGAGGAAGAAGCAGCUGGCUCCUUGCAAGGUGAGAUCACAUUGCUGAAGAUCAACUUAAACACCAUGACCAAGUCUCUAACUGGGCUGAAGGAUUCUGUUUCUCAGUAUUCUGACAGAGUGUUGCAUGUUAACUCAUCCCUGGAUGAACGGGAACGCAAAAUAGAAGAUGAGGUCCAUUCCAUUCAAGAGAAGAUCAGUGACCAAGGUUCCCAGCUUCUGUUCAGUAAUCAGCGUGUCCUGAACCUAAAAGGAGACCUUGAAAGGCUCAGGUCCCGGAUCAUCAAUGAUAUGAGUAACUGCAAGAGUGUGGCUCUCAGCUUGCAAAAGGAAGUACUCCAGUUUGAUGACCGCAUGGCCCAAGUGGAGAACAUGUGUGGCAGACUGGGUACAGUCAUGGGAAGUCUGGACCAUAUCAGAAAUGAGUUGGAAAAUAAUGCAGGAAGUAUGUGGGGCUACAUGGACCAUAUGAAUCAAACCUUAGCUGCCCACUCUCAGGAAUUAACUGUACUCAAGGAUAACUUGUUGGAUUGCCAGGCAAAAGUCACAGAACUGGCUGAAGACAUCAGCCUCUUAGAAAGCAAGGUGCAAAGAAACCAGCAUUAG